CUGCACCAGCAAAACUGUCCCAACCUGUUGUCCAAUAUCUCUAUAAUGAUUCUUUCCUCGAUAAAGAACCAAAAAAAAAAAAAGGCUUCUUUGCCCACAACCCAUUAUAAGUACCCUUCAGUCUUCACAUCAUAAUCAGUCCUAACCAGCUUGUUCUUGCAGGUUCCUCAAGUCUUGAAUGUGCAAAAAAUGACUUCAUGCAGCGUCAAGCAGAAGAAGCUGGAGCAUAUCGACGAGAACAGCCCUGCGAACUUGUCGCCAUUGCAAGCGUCGUGCGUGACCCCUGAGACUCCAAUUGAGUCCAUGGAGUUUCUGGCGAGAUCAUGGAGUGUUUCCGCCAUGGAGCUCUCAAAAGCUCUCGACACUACUCAUGUAUCCGUUGGAAACGACAAUAAUAACAACGUAGAGAGAUCAUCUUUUUCUUCGGUUGGCACUGAUGCGACCGAUGCAACUUCCAGGUCUCCAAGAGACUACCUAGCUCAGCAACCACCAACAAAUGAAACCGAAUCCAUCUCCCCAAGAGACAGUGGUGAAGUCAGGGAAUUAUUCCUAAUCCAUCAAGCACUCAACCCGGAGUUCCUUUCCAAUCAACAACUUCUCAGAAAUGGGCAGAUCUACAAGAACAUAAUGAAGGGGAAAACGAUUGGGAGGUGGUUGAAGGACCAGAAAGAGAGGAAGAAGCAGGAAACCCGGGCCCAUAAUGCACAGCUACACGCAGCCGUGUCCGUGGCAGGGGUCGCAGCUGCCGUGGCGGUGAUUGCGGCAUCCAAUGCAACCUUGACAGAACAACCGACCAAUCACCAGAAGAAGCAUUCUAGGACAACUGCAGCUAUAGCUUCUGCGGCAGCUCUGGUGACAUCCCACUGCAUCGACCUUGCAGAGGAAAUGGGAGCCGAUCACCAACAGAUUACGGCUGCAGUGAGCUCCGCAGUCAGUGCGAGGACUAAUGGUGAUAUCAUGGCCUUAACUGCCGGAGCGGCUACAGCGUUAAGAGGAGCCACCACCCUGCGAGCAAGGCUUCAAAAGGGUUAUGGAGGAGCGACGUUUGCCAUGGCAGAGGACAAGGGAGAAGCUGACAAGGAAAACUACAUGUCAAUGCCAAAUGCAUUAGACUUUGUGUCAAAAGGAGGAGAACUUCUUAAACGCACGAGGGAAGGAGCCCUUCACUGGAAACAAGUGUCUUUCAAUGUAAAUUCGAACUUUCAGGUGGUAGCAAAGCUGAAAAGCAAGCAUGUGGCAGGAACAUUCACAAAAAAGAAAAAAUGUGUAGUCACCGGAGUGUAUCAUGACAUCCCAGCCUGGCCUGGAAGGGAAAGGGAAGACGGUGGCGAAAAGGCUUACUUUGGUAUAGUAACAGCUGACAGGGUGGUUGAGUUUGAAUGCCAGAGCAAGGGAGACAAGCAAAUGUGGACUGAGGGGAUCCAGCAAAUGCUGAACUACUGUUCCAACAUGAUAUGAUCCCGAGGGAAAAGGGGAAUGAUUGGAAUUUAGUAUUCUAGAAAAUUUUAUUCUGCAUACAAAGUUGUGCAUGGCGAGAUUGAUUGAAGGAGAAGUCUAGCACUUAAAACGCCUGGAAGAGUCAUGGGGUAAUCUCCAAGCUACCACUAGAAGAAAUACUUGGUGACAAGCAAGAUGAAAAAGCUAAUCAAAGGUGAAUUUGGAUUACCUCACUAUCUACCCCCCUGCGAUGCUUCAGUCACUCUAAUUCUUUGAGGAAGUCAACAUUAUCAAC
Rhodamnia argentea is the source of this 1732-nucleotide messenger RNA. RefSeq names its product VAN3-binding protein. Lineage: Eukaryota; Viridiplantae; Streptophyta; Magnoliopsida; Myrtales; Myrtaceae. The transcript is spliced from 9 exons. The record is from RefSeq and is a predicted model, not a curated record. The coding region runs from base 190 to 1458 and encodes 422 amino acids.